Messenger RNA from Strongylus vulgaris, 264 nucleotides. NCBI's taxonomy places the organism in Eukaryota, Metazoa, Nematoda, Chromadorea, Rhabditida, Strongylidae. The record is from the annotation of a GenBank genome assembly.
GUUGUAAAGGCAAUGAUCUUAGCGGACAAACACCUCAUCUAUAUGGGUGAUGAUGGAAAGGAAUAUACCCUAUCGAACGUAACCCAUAACCUAGGGGCCUAUCUCAAGACAACAGAUGCUGUACUGAGAGAAAUUGCUAACUCAACCAAACCGGAAAUGCGUGAGGCUCAAAAAAUUUUGGAAGCUAUUGAACAAAGAAAAAUUCCCGCAAUGAUUGCUGAAGUUGAAUGUGGACCGUCAUAUGCUGAGACUAUCAAUUUUUGA